AAUCGUAAAUAUCCGGAAGCAGCCCAUCAGAGCAUUUGCCGAUAGUCGAAUCUGACGACUAUGCCCCUUUAAAUACCAAUGAGUCCUGGUGAUCGGUGUCCGGAUGUAAGCGUCUAUGCUGAUGUGGCUCGGGGCAGUUAGCUUUUUUGCGUUUUAGCUACCCGUUUUGAGAGAAAGCGUAUAAUUCAGAUUUGAGGUUUCCGUCAGAAAAUGUCUCGUGACUUAAGAAGACACUUCUUGUACAACCUACCGGCCCCUGUCCACUGGGAGUUCUGUCGGAUCAUGGAUGGGCUGUCUGACCUGGCUUGGACCCGCUUCGCUUCAGAGGUCCUGGGAGAUCAAGUCAAUGUGCGAUUGGCUGAGAGGAAGGAGAGGCGGACCGACUAUGUCAUGAGACAAUGGGCCAACAGGAACGGUUGCGUUGGUGAGCUGUUGGACCUGCUGGAGCAUCAGCAGCUUCUCCAUCCGAGGGACGUGAUCCUUAGCUGCGCAGUGUCUUUGAAGGCUUCUCCUCUUGCUCCUCCUCCUGUUAUACUUUCUCACUUUGAUCCUCCCACCAAGUCAGUGGCUCCGCACGCAAUGACAACCCACGCGAUCCACAGUACAGUUGAUGAAAGAACACUCCCCCGACCAGCCUCACCUCCCUCAAGUUUGCAGUCUGGUCAACCUCGAACCCUCCAGGGCUCCCCGGUGGUGCCAUAUGAUGUUACUGGGUACGGGGUGAUGUGUUGGUCCUAUGAAGAGGUUCAUGCAGGAACCAAGGGGUUCUCUCCUGCCUUGCAGAUCGGUGAGGGGGGCUUUGGAGUUGUGUACAGAGCAUCCCUAAGGAAUACUGACUGUGCAGUCAAGAGACUCAAAGAGGACUGCAUGACUGACCUAACCGUGCUAAUGGAGGGAUUCAACACCGAAAUGGAAAAACUCUCAAAGUUAAGACACCCAAACAUUGUGGACCUGCUUGGAGUCUGUCAAGGACCAAGUGUUUGUCUCAUCUACAGCUACAUGGAGAACCAAUCCCUGGAAGAUAAACUGCACAGUGUGUCUUUUGAGCUGACCUGGAAUAUGAGGGUCCGCAUUGUUCGUGAAGCAUCAGCAGCGUUGCAGUUCCUUCACUCUCCUCCAGAUGGACACAAGUCUGUCAUUCAUGGAGAUGUCAAGAGUUCAAAUAUCCUUUUGGACCGCCACUUGGUGGCAAAGCUGGCUGACUUUGGCUUGGCUCGUUUUGUGUCUACCAACUCAUCGUGCCAUCUGUCGUCCAAGACAACCACAGUGGGUCGAACGUCCAUGGUGAGAGGAACGCUGGCAUACCUUCCAGAGGAGUAUGUGAGGAAUGGACAGUUGGGUACAGCAGUGGAUGUCUACAGCUUUGGUGUGGUGUUAUUGGAGGUACUGACUGGUCGGCGAGCUCUGGAGAAAAACAGGAAGUCGGGAGAUAUUUACCUGAAGGAUGUAGUCCAGGAGGUCCAGGAAGGCUUGACUGAUUCUUAUGCAGCUGCCUGGCGCGAACAGUUGGAUCAACGGCUUAUCAUAGGGGGUGCCUCGGACAUAGCGGGGACUAUGCAAAUGGUAGCCCUAGCCUGCAGGUGCCUGGACAAGAAAGGGAAGAAGAGGCCUGCCAUGACUGAGGUGUUUAGCAAACUACAGGACAUCAAUUACCUGGUGAGGAAGAAUGACCAGCUUGCUCCUCACUGUGUCCCCCCUGGAUCCUGUGACUUUUCAGACAACAGUGUAGAGGUUGUGACCCAGUGUUUGUCCAAACUGGAACCUCUUGAGGACACCUACCAGCAACCCUCAGGCUGCCUCACCCUGCCUCCUUCCUUGUCUAACAGCCGCUUCCAUUCUUCCAUACCUACUCCCCCACUCUCUGCUCAGUACUCCUCUCUACCGCCUCACCCCUCCUCUCUCCAUGCUCCCUCCUCCUUCCCUCUGCUCACAUACUAUUUCCAUGCUCCUUCCUCCUCGUUUGACAAUCCAUGUGAAAUAGAUGAGAGUCGAGGUUUCUCACAGAAUGACCUUUCUGCUGGGAGCCAGUUCAACUCCAAAAUGUUAUCCUCAUACAACACAGACCAGUACCAUAAUCUACCUGAGACCACAAAGUCCCAUGACAGAGAGCUGUCUGAUUAUCAGUCUAGCUUUCAGGAGAGCUUGAGAGCUGGUGUCUCCCACAGGCCCUUGAGAGGCCCAGAAAUCCUUUCUCCUCAAGGUGGUCUCCAGUCACUCUGUCCAGAGACCUCAGACGAUGUGCGUGCUCCCAAGGAAUUCCGGGGUCCGGAGGAAAGUGACGAACUGGAAUAUCUUGCUGCUACAAAUACCUGACUGGUGGAGAUUCUGGAAAUAAAUCUGGUGCUUUUUGUUUUUGCUCAAGUCAAAUGUUACGGACUAAGACAACCAAAUAUCUGGCUUAGUCAAAUUGCAUCUGGAUUACAUUCUUCUUGUGACUCA
Molecule: messenger RNA, 2439 nt
Organism: Syngnathoides biaculeatus (alligator pipefish)
Lineage: Eukaryota; Metazoa; Chordata; Actinopteri; Syngnathiformes; Syngnathidae
Gene: irak1
Product: interleukin-1 receptor-associated kinase 1
Exons: 14
Coding region: 211-2313 (700 amino acids)
Biological process (GO): protein phosphorylation
Cellular component (GO): plasma membrane
Molecular function (GO): ATP binding; protein kinase activity
Source: RefSeq, a predicted model, not a curated record